CGGCACUAAACCGGGAACAAUUUCAAAGGAUGUUGUGAAAGUUAAGUAGGCUGCAGCUUACCGUUUAUACACAUGUUUUACCUUCAUCAAAAACCCACAUUUCGUUACAUAAACAUAAUAUUACAUAUGAUAUGUACUCGUAGUAAUGUUAUAUAUCGGUCAGGGAUCGGGAUGAACGAUACUAAUGCAACCAAUACUUCAUCGGUAACCGAUACUUCUCAGCCUUACUCGGGUGUAUUGUGGAUCGACGCUGUGACCAUUGCCAUAACUCUCUUGGCAUUCCUCCUCAACACCAUCGUGGCACUGAUCUUUAUUUUACACCGUCAUCUCCUUACAUCCUUCAGCGUGUAUUUUCUCGCUCUAACGAUCUGCAAUGCGGUUUAUUGCUUUCCUGUUUUAACUGAUUCGGUGUGUUUAUACUGGACGGAUUUUUGCACGAACACUGUUGUCUGUUCUCUGCACAUCUACACGGCCUGGGUGACAUCCGGAGUGGCCAUUCACCUCAACGUGGCCAUCAACGCGGUACGGGUGUGGGCACUGUACGGACCAGCUUCCUAUCGACAGUAUCAUAACUUCAAGACCGCCGUUUACAUAAUCACCGGAAAUGCUGUAUAUGUCCAUGCUAUUGGUCUCCCGGGAGUGAUUGUCAAUACCGUCGUCUAUCUGGAUGCCGCAGCGUCAUGCGGACUCGCCAGAAAAGCGCUGGAUGUUUGGGUCAAGGUCGUGCUGAUCGUGGUGUAUAAUGUGCCGGUGUUACUAAUGAUCUCGGCGUACGUCGCUAUAAUACUGGGGGAGUUAAAGCGCUUCCGCACCGUUACGCCAGUCGGGAGGACGAUUUUAGGUCGGGGGAAAUUUCUUAUCUUGACCGUUCUAACGGCCAGUGUAGUACUGUGCUGGACGCCGUAUAAUUUUCUAGAUGUUGUCGAUACGUUCUAUAUUGCAACUGUACCGAACGUGGUUACGGAUGUUGCACUUGUGCUGUAUGUCCUACAAGAUUUGCUCGAUCCGCUUCUAAUUGUCGCAGCACUACCUGAUUUGCGCAGUGUCACAACUCGCUGCGGUAGCCGUCAUCGAAACACAAAAUUCAUUAUCAGCAAAAGGAAGAAUGCAGACUAAAGACAAAAUUGAAUACAUAAGUAGUACUUUAAUAUAAUGCCUCUCUAAUGAUCAUCUGCAUUGUUUAAGCUUUACUGUAAUAAUCACAGAGAUUUUUAAUUUCUGUACCAAAAUCCCUUUUUCCAAGAUUUUGUACAAUGUACAUACUCUUCCAUCAUCCUACGAAGUCUUAAAAAAUCUUACUAUCAGUUUCAAACGUCUGAGAAAAUUCGCACAACAAAUAUUAAUUUUUAUCAUUCAGUCCAAGACCAACGAGACUUUCUUGGCAAAGCGCCCCAUUAAGGCAACGGGCAUUUUGACGUAAGUGCAGCCUUUUCAACGAAGACGUUCAAUUGCAUCCGGGAGGUUUUAUAUUUAACAACGCUGGUAGCGUUUGCUUGAAAGUUCAGACCCGGAUAAGAAAUGCCGUCAGCUAUGCUAAGGUUUUUCCUCGCCAUAAUAACGGAUGAUUAUUUCGCCAUAAUGAAUUUGCUGGUAGAAAAAGGCAUAAAAUACCGAAUUUCCAAACUAAUUCCUGCUUCUUUUUCAUCUUUCUGGGGCUAUUUGUACAAACGGUUGCAGCAUCUUCUAUGCAAUUUUGUAGUAAUUAAGAUGGAAAAUAUUACAUCGCUACAGUAUUUGACUUUCGUUACCCAGUCCGCAGCUGAAGGAUAUGAAUGGAACCUGGUUGAUAUUCAAGGCAACGACGGACUGCUGCACUGUGGACGGAUUACAGAUAGUGGAGACGAAGGGUUCCUUGUCGAUUUUGGAUGUGGGAAGGAGCACGCACCUCAAUUUGUUCCAUUUGGCAGGAUUUAUCGGUACAGAAAUCGGUCUCUGUUUGACGAUAUUACGACCAUUAGCUGGGAUAUCACUCGUUCCAUUGAUGAGAAGGAAGAGUUUCCCGUGGAGGUGUUACUUCGGUUCCAUCCCGCCGAGGCGUGUAAAUGGUACCCCGGCACCAUGCUACUCGGCGAUUUUGCACUUCGAUCCUUCGGCUUUGUCCGCAUUCCGAUCGCCGGAACCGUGAUGAAAUGCAUCGUGCCUGCGCAUCGGAUUCGGACACCUUCCACGGAAGGCCACUUAACGCCGGCGUUGGUAGUAAAAGGCGACCGCUACCAUGCUAUGAUUGGUCACAGCGCGCGUACCGAUAAAGGAGCGCUUACUGCCCGAUGUAAGAAAACCAGGAACAACGGUUUAGUGGAGCAGUUGAUCCGGACAUCUCAGGAAUGGAAAUUACCGCUGACGGAUGGCUCCUCUGGAGUUCGGUUUGCUAAUGGAUUAGCUACGCUAAAAUGGAUGGAUUUUGUGCUGCUCUCCGACGACACAACUUAUUCUUUGCCACAGGAUAGUCAAAAGGAUUCCAUUCACAAUGACUGCACUAUCCAUUGUCUGUCUACGGAAGUUUUACUGGAAAUGUUUUGCUUCGUGACCAGCAUCGAGAAGUGCAAACUUCGCCGGGUGUGUAUUACAUGGAAAAAUAUCCUGACAUCACCCGCCGCUGCUUAUUUGGUCUUAUUGCGAAAUGGCCCGUAUCCAUCGGCCUACGCUUACAUCCAAGAAGGCGAUUAUCUCCAUGCUGCCUGUUUAUUCAAUUGCUGGAACAAGGUCGUCGUGAUUGAUGGCUGCAAAUCCAUGAAAGUCUGGAAGGACCAGAUGCCUUCGUGUCACGGUGGCUUCCUCCAGCGCAUUAUUAGCGAAGGCGGCUAUCAUCCGGCCGAGACGUUAAUUCUAACAAAUGUUUUUCGGAUGAUGUAUGCUAAGAAGCGCGGUGAAAAUUCAGCGGCAGAUUUUAUUGUGGAACUGACCGAGGAGAUAAAUUCGUACAUGAGGGUUUGUCAGCAGCUGGUAUUACGGAAUAUUACGAUGGUCCUAUUCGGUGGCUUCCUUGGGGAUAUUAUUGUCAAGAUUCGAGCCGGGCGAAUUAGCCGUGAUCAGCGCAAGACGGUGCCGGAUUGGUGGACAGUAUUGGAUAAUUGCUGUCCUUCGCUUAACGAAUGUGAUCUUUCCUCAUUGGCUACUUGGAUUCGGGAUGCCCAUUACCGUGCCGCUAAUAAGGAGAAUUUGGAACCUUCGUUACACUCUAAAGUCUUAUCGGUACUACACAAUCUACAGAGCGCUGAUCCACGCGCUAGCGUACAUUACCGAGGUGAGCGAUGGUCGAUGGAAAGUCUAAUUAACCUGGAUGUUCGGAAACUGAAGACAUUUACCUGUUAUACAUUGCGCAGUAUUCAGCGCAAUCAUGCUAUGGCGCCAGUUCCACUCGGCGUUAAUUUAUCGUGGUGAAUUGCUUCUGGAGGUCGAUUAGGGCAAGUACUUGCAGAUGGCGGUCGGCUGAAGUAUGGAGUAUCGUUUCACAGAAUCUUUUCUACGGCGUCUGAUUUAACAAUGAACGCUCUGCCAUGUAUGUAAUUUGAGCAUUUUUUCUAUGCACAGACCAAAAUUAUAUGUGAAACCUUUAUUGCCUCAUUCGUUCGUUUCUUAGUAUCUGUAUUGAAGUGUGGACCUGCUUUUGAAAAUUUGCUGUUUCGAAGCCCGCAGUGUAAAUUCUUCAGUUAACUUAUUUUAUCUGCGGUUGUGAU
This is a messenger RNA of Paramacrobiotus metropolitanus, 3677 nucleotides long. RefSeq lists its product as uncharacterized. NCBI's taxonomy places the organism in Eukaryota, Metazoa, Tardigrada, Eutardigrada, Parachela, Macrobiotidae. Gene Ontology annotation, molecular function: protein binding. The record is from RefSeq and is a predicted model, not a curated record. The transcript has 4 exons. The coding region runs from base 1519 to 3381 and encodes 620 amino acids.